This is a messenger RNA of Poecilia reticulata (guppy), 3851 nucleotides long. NCBI's taxonomy places the organism in Eukaryota, Metazoa, Chordata, Actinopteri, Cyprinodontiformes, Poeciliidae. The record is from RefSeq and is a predicted model, not a curated record.
AAUUAAGCAUGGCCUCCGCAUCCCUCCACAGGUGUCACUGUUCAUGUUGCUGUCUGCAGUGUGUGUGAUCCUCAGCCUGGCCGGCUCAAUGCUCUCCUGUCAGAACGCACAGAUGGUCAAGUCAAUGCACAACUGCCAGGUGGAGAAUGGUCUCUGUGUGUGCUGUGCAGGCACUCAAGCCUGCUCCAUGGUGGAUGAGGAUACCUUGGUUCUGUCCCAGAAUGGUGAAUGUCACUCAGUCAAACAUCAGCUAAAGGACCUCCUGUUCAGUGCGUGUGGUCUCAGCAUUCUCUCCACCAUCAUUUGUACGCUGUCCACUGUGACUUGCAGUAUCCACAUAUUCUCCUUGGAUCUCGUGCACCUGCUCGCCCCUCAUCGCUCCCGCUCAGUCAACCCAGAAUGCACCACUCCGCAAGACGCCUUCCUGACCAACAUCAUGGACUUUGAGGAGUUUGUGCCCCCCAUUCCUCCUCCUCCCUACUACCCCCCUGAAUACACAUGCAGCUCAGAGACAGACGCUCAGAGCAUCACCUAUAAUGGCUCCAUGGAGAGUCCUGUCCCUUUGUACCCCACUGACUGCCCUCCUCCCUAUGAAGCCGUGAUGGGCCAAAGAGCUGCAAGCCAGGCAACCGUGUUUGAUGCCCAUGGUACUGAGCUGUCUGGAGAGAGAGGGACCUCUACAGCCUUUAGCGGAGAAGAUGAUUCCUCCCCGUCUGAAGACUCCUGUUUGCUGGAGGUUGGGAUAAGGAGCCAUGGGGGCAACAGGACCUGUGCUGACAGGGGCGACGGCUUCUUCCGCAGUCCACAUUGUCAAACACCAGAGAGUCCACUGGCAGGAGGGCCCAGGGCAAGACGGUUCCUCAGAGGGGAACGGUCUAAUUCCUGCUCCUCGCCUAGCACAGCUACCAAUACAUACAGGUCUCCUGUGCUGCACCGCCAGGCUGUGUUAGCUAGCAGCUGUUCCCAGCUGGAAGCAAUAGGAAACUCUCCAAAUCAACAGCAACGUUUCAUCCCAGAGAUUCAGGUGAACCUCACCGACCCCUCAAACCAGGAAGCUGCCCCGGCCUCAUCUGUUCCCCCUCCAUCGUCUUCCUCAGCCUGUGAGCACGGGAACGGACUGCUCCCUCCUCACGGGACCCUUUACCUCCGACGAAGGGCUGAGAGAAGUGACAAACAUGGAGGGACCGUUAGAAGACAGAGUGAAGGCUUUUUACGCCUUAUGCGGUCGCACAGUGAGCCAGGCCUCGGCUCUUCAACAGACACAGUUGACUUUGGGUCCGGAGGCAGCAAGGCUUCUACAGACACAGCUCCGUCUUCCGAAGCGUGUUUGUUGCCUCGCUCUUCUGUGGCUCCUCCUUCUGCUCUGCCAAGUAAAGGUGGGAUUAAGACAGCAGCCACAGGUGUGCAAAUCCCCCCUAAACCUGCACCCACCUCACCUAUACGUAUACCUAAAGACUGCCACCGCUCUCUAGGAGACCUGAAGGUUACCCGAGGUCUGGUGGCUCGCUUCCUGCAGCGCUCCAAGCGUAACCUGGGGCCACCCUCUGAGCAUGCUGGGAGUACAGGACAGGGGCCAAAGAGGAGAAGUGGAGUUGAGACGGCUGGCUCUGACCACCUGUCUUCUGAGCAAGUGUCGCGGACCCCUUGGAGCACCUGCCGCGGACACCCUAACGCUCACUCCCAUCACCCUCACCGCCGGGGACAUCACCACUCCCAUAGCGACAGUAGACACAACCGGCACUACAGCAGUCGAGCGCCAGAAGGGAUCCACCUGCGCAGCUGCGGAGAUCUGAGCUCCUCCACUUCGUCGUUGCGUCGAUUGAUGGCGCCUCAUGCGCCUCACGGGUCAUCUGGAGCUCUCUAUUCAGAGUCUGCGCUGUGACGAGGAAAGGAGGGCGAAGGAGGAAAGAGGAAGACAAGACAGCACGAUUUUGGCAAAAGUGAAAACAUUCAGAAUUCUUUUUCUCUUCGUCGCCUCCAUUUCCAGAGGUCAGCUGUGAAAACGGCUUUACUUCAGAGGUGCUUCUGAUGGACUGAACGUCAGCGCAGAGCUCCGGCUUUCUUUACGAACAAGAAGAACAAUGAUCAGAAGAGAAUGACCAUUUACAGUACAAUUGCAUCUUUUUUUUUUCUACAUCGCUGUUAGACCACUUCUUUGCUCAGGUGACGAGAUUGAGGAAAUCCUUAUUUUUGUCUUCCAUAUAUAUUAAGAGAAAUACCACCAAAAGCAGUCAGCUGAAUACAGUGUCUCUCAAAAGUAUUCAUACCUGGGACUCCAAGAAUUCUUUUUUCCUCAGAUGAAAGUCUGAAGAGUAUAGUGUACACUAUUAAUCAGUGCCUCUAAGUUGCACUUUGUAGGUCCGCCUUUUACCGAAAUUGCAGCUUCCCCACUGAUUGUUGCAAAGUUGCCCAAGUUUAGUCAAAUUGGAUGGGGAGAGUUUGUGAAAUCCUGCCAACGCUUCCUAUGUUUGAGGCCUUCGCAGAACAAAACAUAGAUAAUGUUUGAUGAUUGUGGAUAAAUAAACUGUUGGCUUAACAGUGUUAAGGUUUUCUGGCCUUGGGUUUAUAGAAAUGAUAAAUUACACAUAAGAAAUUAUCUAUCCAGCUACUGGAACAAAAUUAAACAUGUUUGAAAAAAAUAACAAAUUGGCCUAUAUGUGUUGUUUUGGCAAAUAAACACGUAGCAGUCGUUUCUUAAUGACUUUACCAGAAUGUCCUAAUGCCCCCUAAAACAUUUUCUUCUGCUGUAAACAACAGACAACACCAAAUAAACCUAUUGUCAUGGACAGCCUUAAUGCAUGGCAUUAGAAGGCGAUUCAGUUGUUUUUUUUGUUCUUUCAAACUCAUUCUUGUGAACAGUGAUGCUGCUAUAAUGAUAAAUUUACAAUAUAUCGUUCAGCUCUACUUACUGCUGACUUACGUUGAACUCUUUUCACUGAUGAAAUGACUUCUGAAGGCAAACAGUUGAACUGCACUCUAAUUAGGGGUAUAACUACAACUGUACAACACAUUUUUCAGAUGUUUAUUUGUAAGAAAGUUUGGAAGCCAUGCAUCGUUUACCUCCUACGUCACAAUCAUGCACUAGUUAGUCUCGGGUCUGUCACAUAAUAGUCACAGAAGAUUCAUAAAAUUUCAUGUCGUAACAAGACAAAAUAUAAAAAAUGUAAGUGGGGUGUGAAUACUUUUGGAAGCCUCUGUUUAAUGUACCAUAAGAUGCACCAGUGAGUUUGCACUUGAGGACAAAUGCUGUUACAAAAAAGAUCCUAAAUCAGCUUUAUUUUACUCUUCCCUCCCACCCGCUCUUUAUUUUAAGAGUUAUUUUUCGCCAAUUUGGCAGCGUUCGCCUAAACAAAGCAACCAGCAUUCCUUAUAGAGACACCAAUGGCCACCACAGACAUGACUCCAGUGGUUGAAUUGUACCACGGUGCGUGAUAUGCACACAAAAAGGUGCAUGUUUUUUGCCACAGCUGCAAUACUGCGGGAACCUUGUGCAUUUGAUUCUGCCUGUCCGCGUAACUAAGUAACAAUUGCUCCGAAUGUCUUUAUCUGCAUGUUUGCUUCUUUAUUCUGUUUCUCCUCCCGCACACAGGACCUGCAAUGCAGCCACUUGAAAUGUUGGUUGAGGUCAGGGACAAAGUCACCUGCCAGGUGGCUCCACACGCGCCUCUGGACCUUGGCUACAGGAGGACGAUUCUUGUCAGAUGCGAACUGCUUUGAGAGGCUCUUGCAGUAAAUGUUUCAUGAAGUUCUGAAUACGCACUGUGUGUUGUUACAUUUCGGCUGUACAGUGGUUGUUUAAAGAUGAUUAAAUGAAAAAGAAAAAAAACUCUAGAAGUGUAUAAACACAUUUA